Aegilops tauschii subsp. strangulata is the source of this 855-nucleotide messenger RNA. RefSeq names its product 3-hydroxyacyl-[acyl-carrier-protein] dehydratase, mitochondrial. Gene Ontology annotation, cellular component: mitochondrion. The record is from RefSeq and is a predicted model, not a curated record. NCBI's taxonomy places the organism in Eukaryota, Viridiplantae, Streptophyta, Magnoliopsida, Poales, Poaceae. Gene Ontology annotation, molecular function: (3R)-hydroxyacyl-[acyl-carrier-protein] dehydratase activity. Gene Ontology annotation, biological process: fatty acid biosynthetic process.
UCACCUCCGGAAAGAAGAAGGAAGCUGCCUAUCUAAAAAAAGAAGAAGAAGAAGGAAGCUGCCGGGAUGCGUCUCGGGCACCUCGCCCGCGCGGCCCCUCUGCUCGUCCGCACGGCGGCGACGGCGGCCACCGCCUACCCAGCGGCGGCGCUGAAGGCGGGCGACGCGCUACGCUCGCGCCGGCGGCGGUUCACGGAGGACGACGUGGCGGCCUACGCGGGGGUGAGCGGCGACCGCAACCCCGUCCACCUGGACGACGCCUUCGCGCGCGGGACGGGCGGGUUCCAGCGCGGCCGCGUGGUGCACGGCAUGCUCGUCGCCUCCCUCUUCCCCGCCCUCAUCGCUGCCCACUUCCCUGGAGCCGUGUACGCGAGCCAGUCCCUCAAGUUCGCGGCGCCGGUGUACGUCGGAGACGAGGUGGUCGCGCAGGUGCAGGCGCUCCAAAUCAACGCCGCCGGCGCAAGGCACAUUGUCAAGUUCGCCACCAAGUGCUUCACGGAUGACGAUCAGACUCUCGCCAUUGACGGCGAAGCCAUGGCUUUUCUGCCCACACUGCAGCUCAGCACAGAGGUGAUGGAGUGACAUGUUUGUUCAUUAGACGCUACCGAAGCAGAUGCUACGAUGGAUCAAUUUGGAAUAGGGUGAUUAUUAUCUCAUGAUGAACUAUUUUGCCUUCAUAAAAGCUUCAGGCCUUGGGGACAUUAGACUGCAAUUUUGUUGGUAAUAUACUGUAUGUAGUAGUACUGUACAGAGGGAGUACCUUGCAGUUUUCCUGUAAUGUUAUGAUUGACAGCAUGAGCAAUGAUCACUUCAAUUUUCUCAAGAAAUGCCCACAUUCAAUGGGUUCCGUGAUCA